Messenger RNA from Abrus precatorius (Indian licorice), 1078 nucleotides. RefSeq names its product proteasome subunit alpha type-2-A. The coding region runs from base 76 to 783 and encodes 235 amino acids. Lineage: Eukaryota; Viridiplantae; Streptophyta; Magnoliopsida; Fabales; Fabaceae. Gene Ontology annotation, cellular component: proteasome core complex, alpha-subunit complex; proteasome core complex. The transcript has 12 exons. Gene Ontology annotation, biological process: ubiquitin-dependent protein catabolic process. The record is from RefSeq and is a predicted model, not a curated record.
CGCACUUCAGAAGCCAAGCAGGGGUACCUCCGCGAGCACUCUCUUUCUCUUUCUCAGGUUAUUGAAUCGUUUAUCAUGGGAGACAGUCAGUAUUCAUUUUCUCUAACCACAUUUAGCCCUUCUGGAAAGCUUGUUCAGAUUGAGCAUGCUUUGACAGCUGUUGGGUCUGGACAAACGUCUCUGGGAAUUAAAGCUGCAAAUGGAGUUGUCAUUGCAACAGAGAAGAAACUGCCAUCUAUAUUGGUUGAUGAAUCAUCAGUCCAGAAAAUUCAGUUAUUAACACCAAAUAUAGGUGUUGUAUAUAGUGGCAUGGGUCCUGAUUUUCGAGUUUUGGUUCGAAAGAGCAGGAAACAGGCUGAGCAGUAUCACCGGUUAUAUAAAGAACCAAUCCCUGUCACUCAACUUGUCAGGGAAGUUGCUGCUGUAAUGCAGGAAUUUACUCAGUCAGGUGGUGUUAGGCCCUUUGGAGUCUCCCUUCUAGUUGCUGGGUUUGAUGAUAAUGGACCACAAUUGUAUCAGGUGGAUCCAUCAGGUUCAUAUUUUUCUUGGAAAGCAUCUGCUAUGGGGAAAAAUGUUUCUAAUGCCAAGACAUUUCUUGAAAAGAGGUACACAGAUGAUAUGGAGCUUGAUGAUGCAGUCCACACAGCAAUAUUGACACUGAAAGAAGGGUUUGAGGGACAGAUCUCAGGAAAAAACAUUGAAAUUGGCAUAAUUGGUGCUGAUAAAAAGUUCAGGGUAUUGACACCAGCUGAAAUUGAUGAUUAUUUGGGUGAAGUAGAAUAAUCUACAAUGAAGAAAUCUUGUGUUCCUGGAGUUGUGUUCGUUUCCCUGUUGAGUUCAAUUGGUAGCUUAAAUGAAGACUUUGCGAUGGCAAUAGUGAAUUUGUGAGCUACUCAUUGUGGCCAGCAAGCCUUCAGAUAAACCUUUUCCAAAGUCAUCAACAUUAUCAAACAAACCUAGUUUGUCUAAAUUUAUGAUGAUACGGCAAUGGCUUUUUAAUGAAUAUUACUAAUUUAUUUUUUCUUAAUGUCUGAAUGCUCCUUUUCUAUCUAUUAUUUUUUAUCUUGCUGGUUACGUC